AUGUCAGGCCUCAUGCGUCUGCUCGACCAGAAGCACAACCCACCCAAACCGGCAACAGAGUCGUUCGCUGGGAGGACUAUUCUCGUGACCGGGGCGACUGGCGGGCUGGGCCUCGAAGCUGCCAAGAAGCUCGCUGUGCUCAAUGUGUCGAAACUCAUCAUCACGGCGCGAUCGGAAGGAAAAGGCCAGGCCGCAAAGAAGGAAAUCGAAGCGUACCUGCAGGAUACCAAGGGCAAUGAUACCGCCAGCCGCCCCCCAGAGAUCAUUCCCAUGGUCCUCAACAUGAGCUCUUUCAACAAGGUGCAACAGUUUGUCACCGCCCUCAAGUCGCAAGUCCGAACGCUGGACGGCGCAAUCCUUAAUGCAGGCUCCUUGCAGGCAAAAUACGUGCAGACCGUCGACGGCUGGGAGGAAACUCUUCAAGUCAACGCCCUCAGUCAAAUUCUGCUUGGUGUACUGCUGCUGCCUCUCAUGAUGGCCGCAGCAGACCAAGGCAAGAAGGACUACACACCGCAUCUGACAUUCAUCUCUUCCGGUAUGGUGGCAGCGAUCACGCCAAAGCAGAUGAAGGCCUUUAUGGACAGCGAAACACCGCUUGCGGAUCUCAGUGCACAAAAGCACUUCCCGCCAGGGGCUUUCGGCGGAUCAACUCAGUACGAAAGAUCCAAGCUAAUUCUGGAGUACGCGAUGCGCCAUCUUGCCGCCAUGCCAGCGAUAAGAGGCCCUGACGGACAGCCAAAAGUCAUCAUCAAUACCGUUUGCCCUGGGAUGUGCAAAAGCGACCUUGGACGACAGAUGAUGACCAGCUUCGUGGUGAAGAUGCUCACAUGGUUUCUCUACACCGUCUUCGCCCGAACCGCUGAACAGGGAGCAAACAGUCAUGUGACCGCUUUGACGCAAGGUCCCGAAACACAUGGCCAAAUGUGGAAGGACGAUCGAGUAUAUGAGCCUGCUCCAAUGUGCACCACUAAGGAAGGCCGUGAGUUCGGCGACAGGGUGUGGACUGAGGUAUUGCAAGCGGUGAUCAAGGCGGAUUCUAGUGUCAAACAAAUCUUGGGUUGA
Messenger RNA from Capronia coronata CBS 617.96, 1062 nucleotides. RefSeq lists its product as uncharacterized. NCBI's taxonomy places the organism in Eukaryota, Fungi, Ascomycota, Eurotiomycetes, Chaetothyriales, Herpotrichiellaceae. The record is from RefSeq and is a predicted model, not a curated record. The transcript has a single exon. The coding region runs from base 1 to 1062 and encodes 353 amino acids.